Salvia hispanica is the source of this 1651-nucleotide messenger RNA. RefSeq lists its product as uncharacterized. The record is from RefSeq and is a predicted model, not a curated record. Lineage: Eukaryota; Viridiplantae; Streptophyta; Magnoliopsida; Lamiales; Lamiaceae.
AAUAUCUUCGACCUUUUUGAAAUUUUUGUUGGAAAUUGAAUCCUUCAACCGAAAAUUUCCGCUUGCAGCUAUGGCGAGCGAAGCCGCCCACGAAAAUCCCGACGAAUGGGAGCUCAUAAACGACGACGGCUUCGUCUACAAGCGCAAGAAGCGCCCCCGCCUCGAACACGCCGCCGCCGCCCCUCCGCCGCCGGAUCCGGCGGCGGAGCGGAAGCACCGACUCGAGCGGCGGAAAAGGGCCUUGCUGAAGUUGAAAGAGAGGUACCUGGAAGAGAUUAGCCGGUGGGAACUUUUGUCGAACACGUUGACUGCAAUGGAGCAGAAUGCUGCGAAACAGUCGAUGGAGCUCCCCACGACUUCCUCUGAUGGGGCUUCUAGCUCCGGCGAGAUUUCGGCGGCGGAUUCACCUCGACGGAGAGUCGUCGGUGACCUUCUCGCUCAGGUUGAAGCGCAGGAGGCUAUAAUUAGGGAUUUAACGAAUUUGUGUGAUGUGGCGGAAGGGCUGUGCAGUGCACAGGAGGGGAAAUUCAAGCAGAAGCUAAUUGACCUACCGAUUUGGGAUCCGUCGCCGGACGAGCUCAUGAAAGCAUUGGGUGAUGGAUGAAUUGAGCAAUUCGCAUCUGUUAGCGAUAGGUAAGUGGAAUAAUUUGAUUAAUUUCUGAUUGAAAUCACGAAAAAGUAGAAAUUAGGGGAAAAUGUACAAUGGCUGGAGAUGUUCAACUUGUAAUAUUGUGUAAAUUGAGUGGUAGGGCAGUGAGAUUUGUUUUGAAUCAGUUGAGUUGUAGAGUUGCUUCUUAGCUGUAUAAACUAGGUUUUAUGGUGCCGGGCUCGUUGAUGUAUUUGAUGUUUGAGCAAGAAGGAUGUGAAAAUGAUGGAUGUGAUUCCGGGUUCUUGGCAUUUCUUGAUGUCUCUGGAUCCGAAUACUGUGGCGUGGUGGUGGUGGUGGAUUUACUGAGUUCUUGCUUCAUAGCUGUAUAAACUAGGAUCCGUGGUGGCAGGCUUGUUGAUGUAGUUGAUCUUUGAGCAAGAAGGAUGUGAAAAUGAUGGAUGAGUUCUGGUUCUUGGCGUUUCUUGAUGUCUUUGGAUCUGGAUAUGGUGGCGUCGUGGUGGUGGUGGUAGUCCCGCAGAGGAUUAGAGUGUUCACACGAAGCUCGUUUGCCACUUUGUUGAUGUAGUUGGUCUUUGAGCAAGAAGGAUGUGAAAAUGAUGGAUGACAUUUCUGGUUCUUGCCAUUUCUUGACAUCUCUCGAGCCAGAUAGGGUAGCGUGGUGGUGGUGGUCCGGUGGAGGAUUAGGGUGUUAAUACGAAACUCGUGUGCCACCUUGUGAUGUGGUUGAUGGUCUCUGAGCAAGAAGAAUAUGAUGGCAUUUCUUGGACCGGAUAAGGUGGCACGGUGGAGGAUUAGGGUGUUCAUAUGAAGCUAGUACUAUGUUGUUUCUAGAUAAUGGUGGCUAGAUGUAGAAUUUGUAAGAUGAAACUAGCAAGCAAUUAUCCCCCCAAUCUUGAUGUGAUUUCUUUUUGAGAAAUUUGUUGAUCAAGUUGGGGUGUUGUGUGAUGUGAUCAGCUUAUUUGUGUUGUGUGUUUCUAAUUGUGAAGAUAUGGUCUUUAUGACCAGCAACAUGUCCAAUUAAUUUGGGUAUCAUUAUGGAUA